This is a messenger RNA of Triticum turgidum subsp. durum (durum wheat), 321 nucleotides long. The record is from the annotation of a GenBank genome assembly. Lineage: Eukaryota; Viridiplantae; Streptophyta; Magnoliopsida; Poales; Poaceae.
AUGUCUGGCGUGUGGGUGUUCAAGAACGGUGUGGUGCGCCUGGUGGAGAACCCGGGGAGCGAGCGGACGUCGACGGUGCGACGGAAGGCGCUGCUGCACACGCCGAGCGGGCAGGUGGUGUCGUCGUACGCGACGCUGGAGGCGAAGCUGACGGCGCUGGGGUGGGAGCGCUACUACGAGGACCCGGCGCUGUACCAGUUCCACAAGCGCGGCUGCCUCGACCUCAUCUCGCUCCCCAGGGACUUCAACCACUUCUCCUCCGUCCACAUGUACGACGUCGUCAUCAAGAACAGGGAAUCCUUCCGCGUCGUCGACGCCUAG